CGAACUUCACCCCCCAUUAUCUCCUCGGCUGGUGGACUCGUGGGGUAGUUGUGUUGCUAACUCCCAGCCAUGGCACUGACUGUGUGGCUGCUGCCCGAGACUCUGGAUGCCUUGAGCUGUCACGAGGCCUCAGCUCUGAGAAGCACGCGCCGGGGGCUGCAGGAGACGUGGCUUUGGCGCAACAUCCGUGUGAGGAGCCUGGCGGCCUUGGAGCGAUUGCCCUUCGAUCCUCGCUCUUGGUCCUUGCGGCGCUUGGAGCUGGGGGUUGAGGCCUUGCAAGGCGUUCAUCUCCUCCCAUCGCCCUCAAGCCUUCAGGCAGCCCACGGGCAGGCCAAGAGGUGUCUGAAGCGGACGUUAGCUGCCAGCCACUUUGGCAAGGAGCUGUGCCUCCAGCACUUGCUAGUGCCUUCGGUACCUUACCGAGGCGCAGUCUUCGGACGCUUCUGGGAGCUCGUGGCGGAGCUGCCCAGCUUGCGGACCUUGGAGCUGCCGGACCUCAUCUGCACAGCAGGUGGUUCGGAGACCUUCGCCUCUCAACUCUCCAAGCACCUUGGGACAAGCCUUUUGCGCUUGCGGCUCCACCGCGCAGUGCUCUUGGAGUGCCGCUCCCGUGAGUCCGUCGCUGAGGCGGUCGCUGCGCAGACGCGCUGCUGGCAGGUCAUCGCGCGCCGCCUGGGCGAGAUGAGACUCAAAGAAGUGGACAUCACAGGCGCCUGGCGCCCCAUUGCACCUGAGCACUUGCGCCCAUGGCCGCCUGGGCGAGCAACAAACGUUGAGCAAGUUGGCACAGCGGAGAAUGGCAUUGGAGAGGACAGUGAGGAGCUGCUGUUGUGCGAAGAAGACUUGUUGCAACUCUUUGAGACCUGGUGUGAAGCCAUGAGCGAGAUUAACCGCUGCUUCCCGCCGGGGGUCGUUCUUCAUGAAGAUUGGGCUGAAGAAAUCAGGAUGGCCAAAGCGCGCUUGAUGCCGGAGGAAAAGGAUUCGAUUUGGUGCCGGCACGAGCUCUACUGGUGCCAAAAUGUCUUAUCCUCCUUCCUGGAGAUUGGCUACGACCCUGACCGUCCCCCAGAGCUUCCAAAGGCCCAACGUCGACGCGUCACCGGUGACCUGAACGCGGUGACCGGCCGCUGUGCGCACAGGUGGCCGAAGCUCCCUGCCAGUGCCAGGCGGAGAAAGAGCGGUUUUGUGAAGAACUUGGUGACGGCCGAAGUGGACCUGGACCGGGGAGACAUGGUGGACAAGCUCAUCAAGUACGAUGAACAGCGCUUGGCACAGGCGCAGCCCAAAUUCACAGAGCGCCAAGAGCCAUGUAGGUGUCUCGAAGGCUUCAACAUGACUCCGAAAAAACAGAAGCAGUUCUAUGACAAUGAGAUUUGCCCUCAGGGUAUUUGCAUGAGUUCCUUGUCUAAGACUGGAGAAAAUGGUGCAGUUGCUGAGUCCUUGUUCUCCCACGGCAGGCGCCGCACGCCGCUCCGGACGCAUUUGCUGAAGUUCCUGCUGAACAUCCUCUCCAGGUCCGACCCUGCCGACACGGAGCGACCGGACGAUUCGCGUUGGGCGGGCCAAAGGCGGACGGACGCGAUGGUGGAGUCGGACUGGUGUGUGUCGGACUGGUGUCUCCGUGCGGAGCGUUUAGGCUUGGCUCCACCGAUGGCGCCGGGCCUCACCGGCCCCACGGGCCUCACCGGCCCCAUGGGCCCUACGGGCCCUACGGGACCGGUGGUCGCUCCCCGCCCCAUGAUGGCCCGGCCGCUCAUGCGACCUAUGGGGAUGCCGGUGGCAGGUGCUGCACUUCAAGCCAUGGGCAUCCCUUGGAUGCCGCCCAAGAGGCCAGCGAUGGCGGCAGCAGCCACCGAUCAUCAACACAAAGACUGGAACUCGGAUGAUGAGGAGAUCGACGAGUUUGGACGCAAGAAGAGGCGGAAGGUGGCCAAAGCGAGCCAGGCGAAGGCCUUGGUGGGAGUUGGGGCGGAAGAGGAUGGAGCAGGUGUGUGCAUGGUGAUGUAUGACUGCAUGACACGGCCCUGGGAUUUAUUUCGAGUUCAUCAACAUGGAGCUUGAAAAGGGCAGCGCGAGUACUGGUAAAGCGGGUAUCCUUUCUGAGACCAAUCAUGGAAGCAGAACCUGACCCUGUGCAACUUUUCAUUUAUAAGGGAACCCUGCCUCGAGGGAUUGCUGGGUUAUAUAGUUAGCUUUUCGUAGUUUCGCUAUAGCAAGUAAUUAAUCUCGCUGGAUUCAUCGCACUGGAUCAACAACAUCGCAUGAGAACUUUGCUCAAAGUAGGACAAAGGCAAAUCAAAAGCAUCCG
This is a messenger RNA of Durusdinium trenchii, 2308 nucleotides long. NCBI's taxonomy places the organism in Eukaryota, Dinophyceae, Suessiales, Symbiodiniaceae. The record is from the annotation of a GenBank genome assembly.